AUUUUAACAGUGGCCCAGACGUUGCUAAAAUUGAAAAUGAUGCUGACAAAAACAAGGAAGGAUGUUCUGAAUUGAAGAGCAGUUUCAAAACUGAUUCAUUGGGAAAUGGACACCAAUCAUCAAAAGAAGACCCCGUUAAGUCUUCUCAGGUAUCUUUUGCACUAACUCAACAACAAAAAGGCGAUGUAGCAGACAAUCUAAAAUGUGGAUAUGGUCCUUGUGAGCCAGACUGUUUUAAAUCAUGUACUGGAGUCGUCUGUUAUAUGGUAUGCUACUGUUUAGUAGGUCUUUCUAUAUCUAUGUGUUCCAAUGGAUUUCUUUCAACAGGAAUUUCAACAAUAGAGAAACGAUUUGAAUUAUCCAGCUCUUGGUCAUCAUGGAUCGCUGCAUCUUACGAUAUAGCAUCAGUGCCAGGACUUAUCAUCGUAUCAUACUGGGGAGCAGUUGGUCAUAGAACAAGAUGGAUGGCAGUCGGGUCAACUCUUGCUGGAAUAGGUUCAAUACUGUUUGUUUUGCC
Molecule: messenger RNA, 517 nt
Organism: Owenia fusiformis
Lineage: Eukaryota; Metazoa; Annelida; Polychaeta; Sabellida; Oweniidae
Source: the annotation of a GenBank genome assembly